This is a messenger RNA of Marmota monax (woodchuck), 1293 nucleotides long. RefSeq names its product zinc finger protein 479-like. Bases 117 to 578 code for a protein of 153 amino acids. Gene Ontology annotation, biological process: regulation of DNA-templated transcription. The transcript is spliced from 5 exons. Lineage: Eukaryota; Metazoa; Chordata; Mammalia; Rodentia; Sciuridae. The record is from RefSeq and is a predicted model, not a curated record.
GCUGCUGUCCCGAUCUGUCUUUACGUUCGCUCCGCCUUGCUCCUGCGGUAAGGGUCGCUGUACUAAGGAGGCGCUGGGAACCCACAGUAGAGCGCUGCGCUCCCGACCGCCAGGAAAUGGUGAGUGAGCGGGGCGCGUCUGGAGCCCGGGCCCGCUGCGUGGAACUGGCAGGACUGGCGCGGCUGGAACCUGAAACGGAACUGUUGACAUUCAGGGACGUGGCCAUUGAUUUCUCUGAAGAGGAAUGGGAAUGCCUGGAGCCUGCUCAGCGGAAUUUAUACAGAGAUGUGAUGCUGGAGACCUACAGAAACCUGGUCUUCCUGGGCUUCUGUCUCCAGUCCUGGGGUCUCGCUGGCUUUGUCCUGCAGGUGCUGGAGAUCCCUGGUGGCCGCCUGACUCCCGAGCGCAAGGAAAUGGCGGAGCUGUACCCUCUGAGCCGAGCUUCUGCCCUCUAUGUGCUGAAGAAAUCCCUGUACGGUGGCUCCUGGGAGUCUCUCAAUCCUACACGCCCCCGGAGAGAUUCCCGAGGUUUCCUGGCUGCUUGUAUCUGGAGGGGGUGGGAGUCACACACCUGCUAACGUGGAUUCCGCUGGGAAGGAAUUCUGUCGGCGGAACUCUGGUGAUGUUACCACUCUGCUAUGGUGGGCCCCAGGCUCCUUGCCGGAGUGUCCGAAGGGAGGGGUGGGACUGGUCUGUCUCUGGUUGGUUUCAGCUCCCAGUUCACUAUUUCAUGAAGGCUUGGCGAGAGACCUCUUCCUAGAGUCCCUGCACUGCUCCUGCUGUGCUGCGCCCCGGAGGCUAUCCGCGGAGGCUAUCCGCCCUGACGCGGGGGCCGCGUGCAGGCAGCCGACAGUCGCCUAGUCGCGCGGGCAGUGGCUGGCGGGUCUGGACCUCUGCGCUGCGUGGCGGAGAUUCACUCAUCUAGCGCAGACUGUCACCUCCAAAAAUCCUACCGAUUCCAGGCCGGUCUCUCUUUAGUGGAAUUUUGCUAGGAGUUUCUCAGCAGGUCGAAUCUAAGCGUAUCCAUGCGUCUCUCUGACCCCGUUGUUGAGGAGGUACUGAAAGCGCUGCCUCCCCUCUCGCCGCCAUGUUGGAUCCCCCUCCAGAGUUCUUUCAAUUUCAUUUGUUUUUUAAAGCAGCAACAUUUGAUAUUAGUAAUACUCUGUGUUAUGUUUAUUUUCAAAUUUUGCUCUUUUGCUUAGGAUUUUCUUUACUGUUAUUUUCACAAAAUUUGCUUUUUCCAAAUUACUGAGCCUGAUUACUUGCUAAUAAAUUCUUUGUCCUUUUAUAGUU